Molecule: messenger RNA, 1828 nt
Organism: Daktulosphaira vitifoliae (grape phylloxera)
Lineage: Eukaryota; Metazoa; Arthropoda; Insecta; Hemiptera; Phylloxeridae
Product: xaa-Pro aminopeptidase 3-like
Exons: 9
Coding region: 436-1710 (424 amino acids)
Cellular component (GO): mitochondrion
Molecular function (GO): manganese ion binding; metalloaminopeptidase activity
Source: RefSeq, a predicted model, not a curated record
GUGAAAUAAAUUUAAACAUUUUAAAUCUAUUGAAUAAAUUUCUUAUCGAUAAUAUUAAUAAUUUUAAAACCAAUGUUAAAUUUUUGAGAAUCAUGAACUGUUUUUACUUUAUUAUUUAUAAGGAUACAACUCAAAAUUUUAUUUAAAAAUAGGUACACGAUUUGUUUAUCAAAUAAAUACUAAGAAAUUUUUAAAAACAACCAUUAAUUGUGGCCAACCUACUUAUGAAACACAUCCUCAUUUGUUGUGUAAAAAUGAAGUGAACAUCAAGUGUUUUUAAAAUGAAUUGAAAGAUAGCAUACAUAGGGCGAUUUCAAUGGAAUUCAUUUUGCUUUUUUGUCUUGCAAAAUUUGUUUCUUUAGCAUACACCGAUCUCUUUGAAAGGUUAUUCCAGGAAUAAAAAAAGAAGAAUUUUUAUCUAGACAACGCAGUUUAAUGAGAUCUGUAGUAACCAGAAAAAGUGAUGUCUAUCAUAUACUAGUUAUACCAUCAGCUGUAAGAAAAUACAUGUCUGAUCAUAUUCCAUAUCCAUUUCGUCAAAAUUCUGAUUUCUUAUAUCUUAGCGGAUGUCAAGAAACAGAUUGUGCUCUUGUAUUAUUUGGUGAUUCAGACAGUAACUUUUCAUCAACUUUAUUCUUAAAACCACCUGAUCCUCAAGCUGAAUUAUGGAAUGGCCCUAGUUCAAGAGCUGAUGAUGCCUCAUUUAUUUUUGGAGUCACAAAUGGUAAAAUUUUGCCUCAGCUCUCAAGUUUCUUAACCAAUAAGAUUCAAAACCAUAAAAAGUGUGUAUUAUGGUAUAAUCAGAAACAAAAAGUGCAGAGUUUUGUUGAUAAAACUGUAAAUAGUGUUGCUCUUGAAAACAAAAUCUAUAUUAAUGAUUCAUUAGACAAUCAUUGUCACAAAUUACGGUUGUAUAAGUCUUCAUCAGAACAAAAAUUGAUGCGAAAAAGCUGUCAAAUAGCCUCAAAAGCUUUUAUUAAAGCUAUGAAAUCAACAAAACCUGGGUCUACAGAACAUGAACUUUAUGCUACAAUAGAUUACGAAUGUCGAAUGGGAGGAGCUGAAUUUCUUGCAUAUCCUCCUGUAGUAGCCUCUGGUAUCAAUGCUAAUACAUUACAUUAUAUUGAUAACAAACAAAAAAUUUCAAAUGGAGAAUUGAUUCUUGUUGAUGCAGGGUGUGAGUAUCAUGGAUAUUCAAGUGAUAUAUCUCGUACAUGGCCAGCAAAUGGAAAGUUUACUGAUACCCAAAAAACUUUGUACGAGGCAACAUUGAGUGUUCAAAAAGACUUGAUAGAGAUGUGUCAUGCAAGAUCUUCUUUAGAUGCAUUGUAUGAUGCUAUGUGUUAUAAACUUGGUAAAGCAUUAUCUGAAGCGCAUGUAUUUAAAAAAAAUGUUCAGGAUCCCAAAGAUUUGGCAAUGUUGUCAAGAACAUUAUGUCCACAUCACGUCAGUCAUUACUUAGGUAUGGAUGUUCAUGAUACUGGCACUGUAAAAAAAAAUAUUGAGAUUGAAUCUGGUUUUAUAUUCACAGUAGAACCUGGUGUUUACAUUAAUCAGAACAACAAUUUUGUUCAUGAUGAAUUUUUGGGUUUGGGUAUAAGAAUUGAAGAUGAUAUAUUAGUAACAGAUAAUAGUAUUGAAGUAUUAAGUGCAAAUUGCCCAAAAGAAGUGGAAGAUAUUGAACGAAUAAUGUCAAUCAGUAAUAAUUGAAUAGUGAUAAUAAUCUAGUUCUUGUUAAAUCAUUUUAGUUGAGUUACUUCUAUCAUUUUACUUUUGGAUGUUCUAUAAAUUUUAUAAUCAAUUUUUAUUAAAAUUUUGGCUGUGUUUA